AUGGCGCCCGCACGGAAAAGGACGAACAACAUUGCACGCCGCAGGCGGCUCGACGACGAGGACGAGAGCAAGUCGGUGGCCACAGAGCUGGCGGACGACUCACAGAGCGACGUUUCGGUACCCAGCGAUGUGGACGAGGACGCCGACGCCGACAACAGCGACCUGAGCGACGCAGACAGCGGCGUUGCGCCCACAGAAGCGAAGCCAAAGCGGAAAGCAAACGGGACUCGCAGUGCAAAAGCGGCCCCGGCUGUUAGCCACCGGCAGCCAUCGCCGUGCAUUGCCCGGUCCGAUGCCGCCUUUACAGCGCUCGAGGACACGGAGGCCAUGAUGAGCGGACUGAGCAUCACGGACGCAGCGAACGACGCUGAAGCGGUGGACCUGGAGACGGGGGAGACGGGGCCCACAGAACCAGCGCCCGCCGUUGGUCCGCCGUCUGGACGGCCAGAGACGCAGGGUGACCGCAGGCGGCGGGAGCACGAGGAGUACAAGAAGAAGCGCGACUCGGAUCCAGCGUUUAUCCCCAACCGAGGCGCCUUCUUCAUGCACGACUCUCGCUCAGCGCCAGGCCAGAACGGGUUCAGACUGAUCGGUGGGCGUGGUCGAGGGCGUGGAGGCAUUGGCGGGCCAUUUUCUCCAGCAAACAUGAGACAACACGCCCCGGAGGCUACAGACUCGCCAUGGCAGCACGACCUGCACGAGGCUGUCAACGCGCCUCACCAGCACCCACAACCCGCGCCACCCGGCAACGCCCCCGCACAACAAGCACCAAACGCACCACAGCAGACCCAAAGAGCGCCAUUCGUGCCUGCCUCGAAACCGCCCCAGACUCGCAACUUCUCCACAACCGUGCACACGCACAACGCCGUCGUCCGGAUCUUCCUUCCCGACAUGAAAGCGCCCAUCACCUUCCAGAACGUCCCCAUCAAGUCGCACACACGCCUGCCGAACCACCGACCUCCUCUUCGCCGCGACAAGCCAGUCCGUAUCUCAUUGCCUCCAUCGGCACCGCGAUACAUCUUCCCCACAGUAGAGCGAUCAUUCAUCUUUAUUCCACGCGCGCUUCGUCCCAACCAGCAGGGCUUCGGUCGCGGGCGAGGGCGGUUUGGUUCGAUCGGUGGCGGAGGCUUCUCGAGCAGGCGCACAAGUGCGUACGGCGGUAGCGUAUACUCACCAAGCGUGGCCCUUAGUAGACGGUCAUCUAUUGCUCGGGACAACAUGGUAUCGCCAGCUGGAUCGAUAUUGUCUAGGAGCGGCAGCUUCAUCGACCCGUCUCGGCCUGUUGUGCGACUGCCCCCUGGCGGUGUUAGGACGCCUACUGGGCCGGCUAUCAUCUCGCCCACCAACGGAUCAUACCCCCUGCCGCAGAAGCCAGCAUUCCGCGAGAACUGGGCGCAAGGCCAGCUACCUAUACAUCAGCCGCGCCCCCAGAAGAACGUCAACGUUGCAGGCAUUGAGUCGCCCGCCUCGAUGAACUUCAACCCUCCUCAACAGCAAGAACAGCAGCCUUUCCACCAGCAGGUUCCGGCCCAUAUCAACGGUGCUGGGCCGUCAGGCGAACAGCCAGGCUUCUACCAGCAUGCUCGCCAGCCAUCGUUCCCAGGUCAGGUGUCUACAGGCACACCACUAUCGAAUAUCCCAGAGCGUGCCAUCUAUGCACCUGCCUUCCAGCCAUUCCAGCCCGGAUACCCAGCCCAGCCAUUCGUGCCACAAGGUUACUACUACCCACCCAACGGCCCUCAGCCACAACACAUGGCACCUGGUGGCAUGGCGCCGAUGUUUGUCCCUGGCGCACAACAACCCUACGCCAUGCCUGCGCCGGCGCCCGCCGUUGCACCUCCUCCGCCGGCCGCCGCAGGCCCACCCAAUAUGGUCGCGUACGAGCAGAACGGCAUGACCUACUAUGUCGACUCCCAUCAGCUUCCGUAUGCGCCUCCUGCGGGGGAAUACGCACAGCCGAGCUAUGCGGUACCGGGCAUGGGCGGUAUGAUGACCCCUGGACCAGAUGGCGCGUACUAUUACCCGCAGCAGAUGCCGCCUGCUGCUUUUUACCCCCAGCAGUAG
This is a messenger RNA of Macroventuria anomochaeta, 2064 nucleotides long. RefSeq lists its product as uncharacterized. The record is from RefSeq and is a predicted model, not a curated record. The transcript has 2 exons. Gene Ontology annotation, molecular function: mRNA binding. Gene Ontology annotation, cellular component: exon-exon junction complex. Gene Ontology annotation, biological process: mRNA processing. The coding region runs from base 1 to 2064 and encodes 687 amino acids. Lineage: Eukaryota; Fungi; Ascomycota; Dothideomycetes; Pleosporales; Didymellaceae.